This is a messenger RNA of Acinonyx jubatus (cheetah), 801 nucleotides long. RefSeq names its product interleukin 24 (gene IL24). The transcript has 5 exons. The record is from RefSeq and is a predicted model, not a curated record. The coding region runs from base 9 to 560 and encodes 183 amino acids. NCBI's taxonomy places the organism in Eukaryota, Metazoa, Chordata, Mammalia, Carnivora, Felidae.
CACUGCAGAUGGGCUUUCCAGGGCUGAGGACUUCCCUCCUCUGCCUGAGUCUGAUCCUACAUCUUUGGAGCCAGGGGCCAGGCAUCCAGGGCCAAGAGUUCCAAUUCGGACCCUGCCGGGUGGAGGGAGUCGUCCUCCAGGAACUGUGGGAGGCCUUCUGGGCCAUGAAGGACAUUGUGCAAGCUAAGGAUAACAUCACGAAUGUCCGGCUACUACGGAAGGAGGUUCUGCAGAACGUCUCGAACGCUGAGAGCUGUUACCUUAUCCGUGCCCUGCUGAAGUUCUACUUGAAUACCGUUUUCAAAAACUACCAGGAUAAGGCAGCUGACUUCAGGGUCCGGAAGUCAUUCUCCACUCUGGCCAACAACUUCGUAGUCAUCGUGUCAAAACUACAGCCCAGUCAGGAAAAUGAGAUGUUUUCUGUCAGUGACAGUGCACGCAGGCGGUUUCUGCUGUUCCAGAGAGCAUUUAAACAGUUGGACAUAGAAGCGGCCCAGACCAAAGCCUUUGGAGAAGUGGACAUUCUCUUGACCUGGAUGGAAAAAUUCUACCAGCUCUGAAUGCCGAGACCAGGAAGGCGCCUUGUUCUCCAUGUCAUUUCAAAUGUUCCAUGUCCCUUCAUGUGAUAAUAUUCUCUGGGCACAUCAUACCCUUGAUGACGGGUUGCAUUCUUGGCCGGGCUUAUCUUCAAAUACUUCAUUCUUUAAGUGGCCCCAAAGAUAGCCAUGGAAGGUUCCCUUGGAUGCUAUGAGUAAUCUACAAAGUAGACUCCUAUAUUUAUUACAACUCUAUUUAAUUCCA